AUGGCGCCAGCGGUGGCCGGAGGAGGCCGCGUGCGGAGCAAUGAGCCGGCUGCUGCCGCGGCGCCGGCGGCCGCCAGCGGGAAGCCCUGCGUCUGCGGCUUCCAGGUGUGCGCCUGCACGGGAUCGGCCGCGGUGGCGUCCGCCGCCUCCUCGCUGGACAUGGACAUCGUGGCCAUGGGCCAGAUCGGCGCCGUCAACGACGAGAGCUGGGUGGGCGUGGAGCUCGGCGAAGACGGCGAGACCGACGAAAGCGGUGUCGCCGUUGACGACCGCCCCGUCUUCCGCACCGAGAAAAUCAAGGGUGUCCUUCUCCACCCCUACCGGGUGCUGAUCUUCGUUCGGCUGAUCGCCUUCACCCUGUUCGUGAUCUGGCGUAUCUCCCACAAGAACCCUGACGCCAUGUGGCUGUGGGUGACAUCCAUCUGCGGCGAGUUCUGGUUCGGCUUCUCCUGGCUGCUGGAUCAGCUGCCCAAGCUGAACCCCAUCAACCGCGUGCCGGACCUGGCCGUGCUGCGGCAGCGCUUCGACCGCCCCGACGGCACCUCCACCCUCCCGGGGCUCGACAUCUUCGUCACCACGGCCGACCCCAUCAAGGAGCCCAUCCUCUCCACCGCCAACUCCGUGCUCUCCAUCCUCGCCGCCGACUACCCCGUCGACCGCAACACAUGCUACGUCUCUGACGACAGUGGCAUGCUGCUCACCUACGAGGCCCUGGCCGAGUCCUCCAAGUUCGCCACCCUCUGGGUGCCCUUCUGCCGCAAGCACGGGAUCGAGCCCAGGGGUCCGGAGAGCUACUUCGAGCUCAAGUCCCACCCCUACAUGGGGAGAGCCCAGGACGAAUUCGUCAACGACCGCCGCCGCGUCCGCAAGGAGUACGACGAGUUCAAGGCCAGAAUCAACAGCCUGGAGCACGACAUCAAGCAGCGCAACGACGGGUACAACGCCGCCAACGCCCACCGGGAAGGCGAGCCCCGACCCACCUGGAUGGCCGACGGCACCCAGUGGCAGGGCACCUGGGUGGACGCCUCCGAGAACCACCGCAGGGGCGACCACGCCGGCAUCGUCCUGCAGGUGCUGCUGAACCACCCGAGCCACCGCCGGCAGACGGGCCCGCCGGCGAGCGCUGACAACCCACUGGACUUCAGCGGCGUGGAUGUGCGUCUCCCCAUGCUGGUGUACGUGUCCCGUGAGAAGCGCCCCGGACACGACCACCAGAAGAAGGCCGGCGCCAUGAACGCGCUCACCCGCGCCUCCGCGCUGCUCUCCAACUCCCCCUUCAUCCUCAACCUCGACUGCGACCAUUACAUCAACAACUCCCAGGCCCUCCGCGCCGGCAUCUGCUUCAUGGUGGGACGCGACAGCGACACCGUCGCCUUCGUCCAGUUCCCGCAGCGCUUCGAGGGCGUCGACCCCACCGACCUCUACGCCAACCACAACCGCAUCUUCUUCGACGGCACCCUCCGUGCCCUCGACGGCAUGCAGGGCCCCAUCUACGUCGGCACCGGCUGUCUCUUCCGCCGCAUCACCGUCUACGGCUUCGACCCGCCCAGGAUCAACGUCGGCGGGCCCUGCUUCCCCAGGCUCGCCGGGCUCUUCGCCAAGACCAAGUACGAGAAGCCCGGCCUCGAGAUGACCAUGGCCAAGGCCAAGGCCGCGCCGGUGCCCGCCAAGGGCAAGCACGGCUUCCUGCCUCUGCCCAAGAAGACGUACGGCAAGUCGGACGCCUUCGUGGACAGCAUCCCGCGCGCGUCGCACCCGUCGCCUUACGCCGCGGCGGCUGAGGGCAUCGUGGCCGACGAGGCGACCAUCGUGGAGGCGGUGAACGUGACGGCCGCGGCGUUCGAGAAGAAGACCGGCUGGGGCAAAGAGAUCGGCUGGGUGUACGACACCGUGACGGAGGACGUGGUGACCGGGUACCGGAUGCAUAUCAAGGGGUGGCGGUCACGCUACUGCUCCAUCUACCCACACGCCUUCAUCGGCACCGCACCCAUCAACCUCACGGAGAGGCUCUUCCAGGUGCUCCGCUGGUCCACGGGCUCCCUCGAGAUCUUCUUCUCCAAGAACAACCCGCUCUUCGGCAGCACCUACCUCCACCCGCUGCAGCGCGUCGCCUACAUCAACAUCACCACCUACCCCUUCACCGCCAUCUUCCUCAUCUUCUACACCACCGUGCCGGCGCUCUCCUUCGUCACCGGCCACUUCAUCGUGCAACGCCCCACCACCAUGUUCUACGUCUACCUGGGCAUCGUGCUCUCCACGCUGCUCGUCAUCGCCGUGCUGGAGGUCAAGUGGGCCGGGGUCACCGUCUUCGAGUGGUUCAGGAACGGCCAGUUCUGGAUGACGGCAAGUUGCUCCGCCUACCUCGCCGCCGUGUGCCAGGUGCUGACCAAGGUGAUAUUCCGGCGUGACAUCUCCUUCAAGCUCACAUCCAAGCUACCGUCCGGAGACGAGAAGAAGGACCCCUACGCCGACCUGUACGUGGUGCGCUGGACGCCGCUCAUGAUCACACCCAUCAUCAUCAUUUUCGUCAACAUCAUUGGGUCGGCGGUGGCCUUCGCCAAGGUGCUCGACGGCGAGUGGACGCACUGGCUCAAGGUCGCCGGCGGGGUCUUCUUCAACUUCUGGGUGCUGUUCCACCUCUACCCGUUCGCCAAGGGGAUCCUGGGGAAGCACGGCAAGACGCCAGUCGUGGUGCUCGUCUGGUGGGCAUUCACCUUCGUCAUCACCGCCGUGCUCUACAUCAACAUCCCCCACAUGCAUAGCUCGGGAGGCAAGCACACAACGGUGCAUGGUCACCAUGGCAAGAAGUUCGUCGACGCAGGGUACUACAACUGGCCAUGA
Molecule: messenger RNA, 2841 nt
Organism: Triticum turgidum subsp. durum (durum wheat)
Lineage: Eukaryota; Viridiplantae; Streptophyta; Magnoliopsida; Poales; Poaceae
Source: the annotation of a GenBank genome assembly